Molecule: messenger RNA, 5594 nt
Organism: Vicugna pacos (alpaca)
Lineage: Eukaryota; Metazoa; Chordata; Mammalia; Artiodactyla; Camelidae
Source: RefSeq, a predicted model, not a curated record
AUGACGUGCCGAGAGAGCGAGCGAACGCGCAGCCGGGAGACCGGAGUCUCCUGCCUCCCGCCCCCACCCCUCCAGCUCCUGCUCCUCCUCCGCUCCCCAUACACAGACAAGCUCACACCCGCUCCUUCACUCGCACACACAGACACACGCGCGCACACACGCUCCGCACAUACACUCCACUCUCUCCCGCGCGCUCCCACCCCUCUAGUCCUGCGCCCUCGCCGGUGCAGCGCAGCGCGGCUGCCGAACGCCCCUCUUGGGCUCACUCUGCAACGCUGACAGCGCCGGUGGUGUUCGUGGAGGUGGGAACAGAGGCGGCAUCCUCCCCUCUGGUCGCGGCCGGAGCCAGGACGCCCGCGGAACCCUUCGGCGGCGCUCUCCCAUGAGUCGGGAUCGCAGCAUCCCCUGCCAGCCUCUUACUGCCUCUGGGAGCCGCUGGACUUAUACACGGCAGCCCUUCCGGGACAGCAACUGUGACUCCCCACCAGUGCAGAUUUCGGGGCAGCUUUCUAGAAACUCGCUCUAAAGACGGAACCGCCACAGCACUCAAAGAUCCCCACAACCCCCACCCCAAUACGUCCAGGCCGCGGUGACCCAGCUUUGUCCUAUCCCCCGAUGCCCGCAGAGUCCACUGCGGAAGAGCGCAGCCCGGCAAGCCCCAGCCCUGAGACUGGACCCUCAGCGGAGCCGGGCAGCACUGCCGCUGCUUCGCCCCGCAGGACAUCUCCACCUCCUCCACUCUCAGCCUCCGCUGGAGAGACCCCCAGCCCCACCAUUCAGCGCGCAAGAUAUCCUCCAGGCCCUCAUCACCUUUUUUCAAGUCAAGAUUUCAUCCCAUACAUGCAUGACUCAAUCAGAUUUGGAAAUGUGGAUAUGCCCUGCGUGCAAGCCCAGUAUAGCCCUUCGCCUCCAGGUUCCAGUUAUGCAGCGCAGACGUAUGGCUCGGAAUACACCCCGGAGAUCAUGAAUCCUGACUACACCAAGCUGACCAUGGACCUCGGCACCACGGAGAUCACGGCCACUGCUACCACGUCUCUGCCUAGCUUCAGUACCUUCAUGGAAGGCUACUCGAGCAACUACGAACUCAAGCCCUCCUGUCUGUACCAAAUGCAGCCAUCGGGGCCGCGGCCCCUGAUCAAGAUGGAGGAGGGCCGCGCACACGGCUACCACCAUCACCACCAUGACCACCACCACCACCACCACCAUCACCAGCAGCAACAGCAGCAGCCAUCCAUUCCGCCCCCCUCCGGCCCGGAGGACGAGGUGCUGCCCAGCACUUCCAUGUACUUCAAGCAGUCCCCGCCAUCCACCCCGACCACGCCGGGCUUCCCGCCGCAGGCUGGGGCACUGUGGGACGACCCGCUGCCCUCCACGCAGGGCUGCAUCGCUCCUGGCCCGCUGCUCGACCCGCCAAUGAAGGCGGGCCACCCGUACGGGCUGCCGUUGGCCAAGAGGGCAGCCCCGCUGGCUUUCCCGCCGCUCGGCCUUACGGCUUCCCCCACCGCGUCCAGCCUGCUGGGCGAGAGCCCCAGCCUGCCGUCGCCGCCCAACAGGAGCUCGGCGUCCGGCGAGGGCACGUGCGCUGUGUGCGGGGACAACGCCGCCUGCCAGCACUACGGCGUGCGCACCUGCGAGGGCUGCAAGGGCUUCUUCAAGAGAACGGUGCAGAAAAAUGCAAAAUAUGUUUGCCUGGCAAAUAAAAACUGCCCAGUAGACAAGAGACGUCGAAACCGAUGUCAGUACUGUCGAUUUCAGAAGUGUCUCAGUGUCGGAAUGGUUAAAGAAGUGGUCCGUACAGAUAGUCUGAAAGGGAGGAGAGGUCGGCUGCCUUCCAAACCAAAGAGCCCAUUACAGCAGGAACCGUCUCAGCCCUCCCCACCUUCUCCUCCGAUCUGUAUGAUGAAUGCCCUGGUCCGAGCUUUAACAGACUCAACGCCCAGAGAUCUUGAUUAUUCCAGAUACUGUCCCGCUGACCAAGCCGCUGCAGGCACAGACGCUGAGCACGUGCAACAGUUCUACAACCUCCUAACCGCCUCCAUUGAAGUAUCCAGAAGCUGGGCAGAAAAGAUUCCUGGAUUUACUGAUCUCCCCAAAGAAGAUCAGACCUUACUUAUAGAAUCAGCCUUUUUGGAGCUGUUUGUUCUCAGACUUUCCAUCAGGUCGAACACUGCUGAAGAUAAGUUUGUAUUCUGCAAUGGACUUGUCCUGCAUCGACUUCAGUGCCUUCGUGGAUUUGGGGAGUGGCUCGACUCCAUUAAAGACUUUUCCUUAAGUUUGCAGAGCCUGAACCUUGAUAUCCAAGCCUUAGCCUGCCUGUCAGCACUGAGUAUGAUCACAGAACGACAUGGGUUAAAAGAACCAAAGAGAGUGGAGGAGCUAUGCAACAAGAUCACGAGCAGCUUAAAAGAACACCAGAGCAAGGGACAGGCUUUGGAGCCCGCCGAGCCCAAGGUCCUGCACGCCCUGGUAGAACUGCGCAAGAUCUGCACCCUGGGCCUCCAGCGCAUCUUCUACCUGAAGCUGGAAGACUUGGUGUCUCCACCCUCCAUCAUUGACAAGCUCUUCCUGGACACCCUGCCUUUCUGAGCAGGAACAGCCUGAGCAGGAAGCUGCCUGGUUAUCAGCUAGCAGCCGCUUGCUAAGCAGCCAGAGGGAUGGGUCUGGACACCUACCAUUUUCUGCCCUUCCAUAAGAGAAAAAGCAGCUCCUGUAGAAAAGAAAGACUUUUUUUUUUUUUCUGGCACUUUUCUUUACAACUGAAAGCCAGAAAACUUGCAGAGUAUUGUGUUGGGGUUGUGUUUUAUAUUUAGGCUUUGGGGUUAGGGCGGGAGGCGGGGUAUAUAGUUCAUGAGGGUUUUCUAAGAAAUUGCUAACAGAGCACUUUUGGACGAUGCUUUCCCAGCAGGAAUAAAAAGGGUAAUAUAACUGUUUUUAAAACUCUUUCUGGGGAAUACAAUUAUAGUUGGUUUGUAUUUAAAAACAAGAACAGCCAAGGGCUGUUCGCCAGGGUAGGAUGUGUCUUGAGAUUGAUCCCUUUAGAAUACAUUUUUUGUAUCAAGGGUAUGUAUGUGGUGCAAACAAAGCAGAAAUUCCCUCUUGUUUUCUUUCUUCCUUUAUUUUGUUUUAACAAACAGUGAAAGAUGGAGGAUUACCUAUAAAUCAGACAUAGCAAAAUGAUAAUGGCUGUUCGCUUCCAUAUGCAAGUGCAAUUUUUAAAGUGCUGUCUUACUAAGUCUUGUUUAUUAACUCUCCUUUAUUUUAUGUGUAAAUAAAAAGGAGGCAGUCAUGUUAACAAAUGCACAUGCUAAUUUUCCUAGCAGAGGCUUUGUCCACCUGCCCUGUGGAACCCUUCUGAGGUAUGGUCCAUCCAAGAUUUUGGGCCAUUCUUGAUGGAUCCAGAUCCCUGCCCUGACUGUCCAACUGUACUGAAGGGGGCUCAGAUUAUGAGAUGGAUUGCGUAUAGCAUUUUUUUGUUGUUUUCUAUAAAUCCAGCCAGAAUUCCCUAAACUUUCUUCAGUUAUAGCAACUGACUGACACAUUCAUUCAGAAGCCCCAGGAGCAUUCAGUAAGUUAACAUGCAAAUAAUUAGGAAUGGAUCACACAGGGUAAGCACCAGGGAUAAUAAGGUUUUUUGAAUAUAUAUCAUUAAAUUUUUUAUCUGUUAAAGAGACAAUUUUGGAGAGCAAGCAAGUCUUAUUUAAAAAAAUAGUAUGAAUGUGAAUACUAGAAAGGAUUAGUGGGCUGCGUUUCAACAUUCCGUGUUCGUACUCCCUUUUGUAUGUUUAUACUGUUGAUGCCAUAUUAUUAUGAGAUGAUUUGUUGCAUAGUGUCCUUAUUUGUAUAAACAUUUGUAUGCACGUUAUAUUGUAAUAGCUUUGCCUGUAUUUAUUGCAAGACCACCAGCUCCUAGAAGCUGAGUUACAGAGUACUUAAAUGGGGUGUUCACAGUGAACUUGGAUACACCAAUUAGAAAUUAAAUAAGCAAAUAUAUAUAUAAAUAUAGCAGGUUACAUAUAUAUAUUUAUAAUGUGUCUUUUUAUUAACCAUUUGUACCAUAAGUGUUAAUUCCCAUGCUGUUAUUUUAUGGUUCAUUUGCAGUGACUUUUAAGGCAGUACUGUUUAGCACUUUGAUAUUAAAUCUUUGCUUAUGUUUUGCUAAAUUCAAAUAAUGUUUGAAGAUUUUUAGGUCUAAAAGUCUUUAUAUUAUAUACUCUGUAUCAAGUCAAAAUAUCUCUGGCCAUUUUGCUAAGAAACAAACUUUGAAUGUCAGACUGAUGUUAUAGUAGUUUUUGUUAGCUUUAAAUCAUUUUUGCUUCAGUCUUUUUAAAGGACUAAUAACAAAACUAUGCUGUUUAUAUUGUCAUUAAAUUAUACAAUCAAACAAAUGCCAAAUGAAUUGCCUAAUUGCUGCAAAGGAUAACCCAGAUAGAAAAUCGUAUGUUUUUUUCCAAGAGUCGUUCUUAUUUGAUCAUGUAUUAUGUUUCUGUGAGCUUUUAUGAAAGAUUAUUAUUUUUAUAUCAAGAUGAUAGGAUCUGGAAUGUUGGGAUCUUGGAAUGUUAGACUUACAAGUGGCCUGACUUGUCAACUAGUGCAUCUCCCCUGAAAUUCAUAGAGGAGAAAACUGGGGCCCAGCAAGGGAUAAAGAGUUACCCAAGGUCAAAUAGCUGGUAACAGAAUCAAGACUAGGACCUAAUUCUCCUUUCCAUAGUCUCUUUACUCUUACUGCAUCUUUGGGAAAACAGGCUUUUAAAAAUAACCACUAAUAUUCACAUUUUACCAAGAAUAAAGUAGUACUUUUCCAGUAAUUUUUGAGCUUAUAUGCAAAUAUAAUAAACAUUAUUAAAUACCAGGAAAGCUAACAUUUCAUACAAACUAGCUUCAGACCAAAUUCAAAUUGAAUUUGAAUAAAUUAGAAAUACUGUGCAUACAUAACCCUUUUGUGCAGUUAGUCUUGGAACAUUAAUCCUUUUUGUUUUGUUUUGUUUUGUUUUGUUUUUUGUCAUGUCUGUAAAGGAAAAACAAAACAAAACAAAACAAAAAUACAGAGCCCUAGAGGAAUGCUGUCACUUUUUAUUUUUACACUCAUCAGAUUUAAGGAAAAAGACUUUUUAGCUGAUAUUGAUUUGUUGGAAGAAAUGAAGAAGGUUUUUAGUUAUAGGUCCAGACACUAGUGCCGAAAGUAAAGAUUAUAGCCAGUGUUCUGUCUUCCAUAGUUAUUACAACGGUGAGAGCCCCCCCAAGUCAUCUAUCAGUUCAACUCUCUUUUUUGUCUUAUUGUUGACACACAAGUUUAUACAGAGUGGAUGACCAAUCUAGCUCAGAAGAGGACAGCAAGAAUUAAAGCAGGUGAUUCUUCCGUUGUGGGAGAGCUCUCUCAGUGCGAACAUGCCUUCUGUGGGCGGAAAUCAGGAAUCCACCAGCUGUUUAUGGAGAGUGCCUUGCUUUUAUUUCAGACAGCAGAGUUUUCCAAAGUUUCUCUGCUCCUCUAACAGCAUUGCUCUUUCGUGUGUGUUAACCUGUGUUUGAAAGAAAUGCUCUUGUACAUUAACAGUGUAAAUUUAAAUGAUUAAAUUAAAUUACAUUUUAUCAAUGGC